Messenger RNA from Batrachochytrium dendrobatidis JAM81, 2718 nucleotides. RefSeq lists its product as uncharacterized. Gene Ontology annotation, molecular function: exonuclease activity; nucleic acid binding. The record is from RefSeq and is a predicted model, not a curated record. Lineage: Eukaryota; Fungi; Chytridiomycota; Chytridiomycetes; Rhizophydiales. The transcript has 8 exons. Bases 1 to 2613 code for a protein of 870 amino acids.
AUGGGUUUGCCAAAACUACGAGCAUGGAUGCGUCAAACAAUGCCAAAGUGUUUUGCUGUUCUAGAAAAAAAAAAACCAUUAGAAAUAGAUCAUAUAUUUGUAGACAUCAAUUUUAUCCUGCAUUUAAAAGCACACAGGUCGGCGUCCUCCAACUCGUUGAUGAUUCAAGUGGUCAAGAAACUUCGACAAAUAAUUCAACAUGGUGCAAUUCGAGUCACCCGCCAGCUUUUUCUUUCUGUAGACGGUCCUCCUCCAAUAGCAAAAAUGUUGCUCCAAAGGUCUCGUAGAAUUAAAUCGGGAGAAAAUCGGAAAAAAUGCUCAUAUUCGAGAUUUGAUACCAGACAAAUCACUCCUGGGUGCAUGUUUAUGGACGAUGUUGAACGGUAUCUCGAGCACUAUGCAUGCAAGCAUUUAGCUGUAUCACCUAAAAACGCACCCCAACCAUCCGUCAUUAUUAGUGGUCCAUCUGUUCCUGGAGAAGGCGAGCUCAAAAUUAUUGAAACAAUUGUCAAAAUGCAACAAGAUGCUGAAAUUAGAGCGAACGAGCGGUUUGCAAUUCUUGGAUCAGAUACAGACAUUAUCCUGCAAACCAUUGCAGCCAACGUCGACUGUUUGGUAAUUGACAGUUCUACAAAUGAAGUAUUCUCCGUCGAAUCAUUUUACAAAAGUCUUGAAAGCAUGGUACCUGGAAAAGAUACUAGGCGGGUUGCAUUGGACUUUGCUGCGCUAGUUUUAUUUAGUGGAAAUGAUUAUCUGCCCAAAUUGCCCAAGGUACCUAUUUCAAUAACAUGGGCUGCAUACAUCAAGUAUUCAAAAACCAUUCAAUUUCAACAUAUUGUCAGUGAUGACGCUAAAAGCUUUUGCACCAAAGCAUUACUAGACCUUCUAGAGACAAUUAAAAUUCAAGAACCAAAACUCCGUCGCAAGCCAUCAGCAUCCAGUACUGCAGCAGCUCAAAAUGCUGAAAGCUCUGAAGAGGAAGAAUCGGAAAAGGAGAUCGUGAUUAACAUUAACCCCAUAAAUACCUCUGCAUCCAAUUCAGAUAUAUUUGUGCCUAAAAUUAAUCUAGCCAAAGCAACUCAGCAAGAUUUGUCUGACGAUGGAAUGGUCAAACAAUAUCUUGAAGGAACUUUAUGGUGUUUGCACAUGUUUCGAAAUGGAAAGUGUGUAAACUUUUCCUUCAGGUAUUCAUUCAAGAGACCUCCAACAGUUCGUGAGGUGAUUUCCUAUUUAAAAAGAAAUACUGCCAAUAUUCAUGCACCAAUCGAGAAUAACGAAGCACUUCCCGCUGCUGUUUGUGCUUCCAUGGUAGUCCAGUCCGAGUGCAAAUCUUUCAUAGAGCCGCGUCUUCGGCCAUUAAUGGAUGUGUUUCAAUCGUUGAUUAAAGUAGACUUUAGUUUAGCCGGUGUGGCUAUGCAAGAUGCGUAUAACCAAAUGCAGCAGCACUAUAUGUCUUUAAACAAACCGUUUGAUGUACGAAAUACUGUUCCAUAUGCACUUGUGUUGCGAAAACCCACGUAUAUAAACCCAUUGGCAUCACCCGAAUCCAAUCAAAAUCGAACCGAAGUUUAUAUUCCAAAUCCAGCCAGACAGUUUGGUGACUUUUUUACUUUCAACAACCCAUUUUGGAAAGUAAAGCUUGAUCCUGGAGAGGGCAUCAAUGUAGUUAAACAGUCCGAGUCGUUACAGCAGGAACCAAUACAUUACACUAACAACGUUACUGGUCCGAUAUCGCAGCCAUCAGUCUUUAAAAACAACGCUCUAAAUCAGAAACCACUGCAGCAUCAACCUUUAUUGGAUAAAAACAACGUUCUAAAUCAGAAACCACUGCAACAACAACCUUCAUCGGGUAAAAACAAUACCCCAAAUCAGAAACCACUGCAACAACAACCUUUGUCGGAUAAAAACAACGCUCCGAAUCAGAAACCGGUGCAACAACAACCUUCAUCGGGUAAAAACAAUACCCCAAAUCAGAAACCGGUGAAACAACAACCUUCAUCGGGUAAAGGGAAAAAGUCGAAUCAAAAAUCGGGUAAAGGGAAAAAGUUGAAUCAGAAAUCGGUGCAACAACAAUCUUUGUCGGGUAAAAGCAAAAAGUCGAAUCAGAAAUCGGGUAAAGGCAAAAAGUCGAAUCAGAAAUCGGUGCAACAACAGCCUUUGUCGGGUAAAAACAAUACUCCAGAUCAGAAAUCGGUGCAACAACAACAACCUUUGUCGGAUAAAAACAACGUUUCGGAUCAGAAAUCGGUGCAAUAUCAACCUUCGUCGGGUAAAGGCAACAAGUUGAAUCAAAAAUCGGUGCAACAUCAACCACACAACGCAAAGAAUUACAGCUCAGCUCAAAGUACUCAAUCCAUGACACUUGUUGAUAUCAACGCAACUCGAAAAAUAGUACAAGCUCGAAAACCACAAAAAAAGGCACAUACGCCAGUCAAAAAUACUGUUUCGUCUCAACGGUUUGAUCUAAACGAGAUUGAUGUGGAUAUAUCUGCCAUUAUAGCCACCAGUAUGGCUGAAUAUAGUUUUAAUCGAACCAACAAAAAGCGUGACAAGAGACAUCAGCCUUGCCAAUAUGGUAAUGCAAAGCGAAUUCGACGAGAUGUUCAAAAAUGAUGAUAAAAACGAGAAUAUCUUGUACGAGUCUUACUGCCGUGUUCAUGUAAAAUGAAACACUGGAUAAGGGUGUUAAAAUGCAUAAUAAACAGUUGGAUUGUCAUG